AUGGUUAAGUCUUAUGAUAGAUACGAACAAGACCAGGUGUUUGGAGUGAUAACUUCACAGUCCAACAUUGUCUGGUUACCACCAUCAGAUGGUCAAAGUAAGAAAUCUGCUGGUAGAGCUUUAACUUCAGGUAUUGAAGAGAUUUUAGUUUGGGAUAUAAAAACUGGUGAAAUCUUACAAAAAUUACAAGAUGGAUUAGUACCGGGAGCUUCAAAUGCUUCCACUUCUGUAGCACCAUCUGCAGUAUCAUACCUUACAUAUAAUGAAGCAUCAAACGUUGUAGCUAGUGGUUAUAACGAUGGUAGCAUCAAAGUAUGGGAUUUAGCAUCAUCAUCAGUAAUAAUGAAAUUUCAAGGUCAUAAAUCAAAGAUCUCUGCAUUAAAAUUUGAUACUUCAGGUACUAGAUUAAUAAGUGGAUCAUCAGAUUGUAGCAUUAUUUUAUGGGAUUUAGUAGGAGAAGAAGGGUUAUUCAAAUUAAAAGGUCAUAAGAGUGAAAUCACAGAUUUAAGCUUUAUAUCUCAUGGUGAUAAAGAAAUUGAUGAAUUAGAUGAUUAUGUUAUCAGUGUGUCAAAAGAUGGAUUAAUCAAAUUAUGGGAAAUAACAUCUAAACAAUGUAUUGAAACACAUAUUGCCCAUUCCAAUGAAUGUUGGUCAAUGGGAAUCAACCAUGAUAACAAUUUAAUAAUCACCAGUGGGAAUAAAGAUCAAGUUAAAGUAUGGUCAGUAAACUUGAAUAAUCCAGAUAUGUCGAAAUUACAAGAGAAGGGGAUGUUUGAAAAACAAAGUAAAAGUAAAUGUCAAGAAAUCAAAUUUGAAAAAAUUGUUAAGAGUGGAGAAGUCAAUGAAAUAUUCUAUUUACAAAACAACGAUAGAACUAUUGAAAUGUUUAGAAUAAGAAAUUGGUCAGAAUUACAAAAAGGGAUCAAAUCAAGAACCAAAAGAUUGAAAGAGAAAGGUUUGGAAGACGAUGAAAUUCUUGAAAAUAUCAAAGAAAAUGAAGUAGGUAUGAUGAUAACUCCUUUCACAACUUUAAGAACUUUAGCUAAAAUAAGAUCUUGCUCAUGGGUUAAGAAUGGGAAAUCAUUCAACUUAUUAAUAUCAUUAACCAAUAACUCCAUUGAAUUAUAUAAUAUGAAAUUACCUGAAAAUAUCAGAAAGAUUGAUGAUAUUGUUACUAGUAAAGUAAGUGUUAUUGAUAACUUAGGUCACAGAAAUGAUAUCAGAUCUAUAGAUAUUUCCAAAGAUAAUGAAAUGUUAGUCACAGUAUCAAAUGGGGAACUUAAGAUUUGGAACUUGAAAACUUUCAAUGUUUUAAGAAACUUCCAAUUAUCAAGUGGAUAUGCUUUAUGUGUUAAAUUCUUACCAGGAUCAACAUUAGUAGUUGUAGGAUAUAAAAACGGAGAUCUUGAAUUGUUUGAUUUAGCUAUUAGUUCAACAGUUGAUAAAAUUGAACAAGCUCAUAAAGGUGAUAAUUCUAGUGAAGAUGGUGCAGCUAUUUGGUCAUUAGAUUUAACUCCUGAUGGGAAAACUUUAAUAACUGGAGGUAACGAUAAACUGGUUAAAUUCUGGGAUUUCAAGGUUGUUGAAGAAGAAGUUCCAGGUACUAAUGAAUAUAUCCAUAAAUUGAAAUUCAAUCAUAAACAAACUAUGGAAUUAAGUGAUGAAGUUUUAGCUGUUAAAGUAUCACCAAAUGGAAAACUUUUAGCUAUUUCUUUAUUGAAUAACAAUGUCCAAGUUAUUUAUCUUGACAGUUUCAAAUUAUUCUUAACUUUAUAUGGACAUAAAUUACCAGUGUUAUCAAUUGAUAUAUCUCAAGAUAAUAAGAUGAUUAUUACAUCAUCAGCUGAUAAGAACAUUAAAAUUUGGGGGCUUGAUUUCGGAGAUUGUCACAAAUCAAUCUUUGGACAUCAAGAUUCAAUUAUGAAUGUUAGAUUUAUUGGAGAUUCACAUAACUUCUUCUCCAGUGGUAAAGAUGGAUUAAUCAAGUAUUGGGAUGGUGAUAAAUUUGAAUGUAUUCAAAAGUUACCAGGACAUCAACUGGAAGUUUGGAGUAUGGCAGUUAGUAGUGAUGGAUUAUUUAUGGUUUCUGCUAGUCAUGAUCAUUCUAUAAGAUUAUGGAGUGCUACUAAUGAUCAAGUAUUCUUAGAAGAAGAAAGAGAAAAAGAAUUAGAUGAAAUUUAUGAAGACAAUUUACUUGAAAGUUUGGAGAAUGAACAACCAAUUGAAACUGAAGAAACUGAAGAUUCUGACGAAGUUUCUAAAGUUAAUAAACAAACAACCGAAUCUUUAAAAGCUGGUGAAAAACUUAUAGAAUCAAUUGAUAUUGGAUUUGUAGAUUUAACCAAACAAUUACAAUAUGAAGCAGAUUUAAAACAAUUUGAAUUAGGUAAAGGUCAAAAACCUUCAAAACCUGAUUAUAAUGCUAUUUUAAAAGCUUAUAACUUAACAGGUGAAGAAUAUGUAUUUAAAACCAUCAAUGAGAUUAAGCCAUCUCAAUUAGAAGAUGCUUUAUUAAUUUUACCCUUUUCAUAUACUUUAAAAUUAAUCAAAUUCAUUGAGAUUUGGAGUAAUAAAUUUACUAGUUUAACCAAACUUCAAGUUAUUUCAAAAAUUUUAAAUUUUAUCAUUAAAAGUAACUUAAAAGAGAUUAUAAGUCAAAAGGAUCCAUUAUUAAAGAAUCAAUUGAUUAAUAUUAAAACUAAAUUCCGUCACCAAUUAACUUCUAGUUCAAAUGAUAUCAAUUUUAACAUUCAAGGAUUAAAAUUCAUUAAAGAUCAAUGGAAAUUAACUCAUGACAUAGAAUUCAUUGACAAUCAAGAACAAGUCAAACAUGAAGAUUCUAAAGCUAUUAAACGUAAUUUUGUAACUAUAUAA
This is a messenger RNA of Yamadazyma jaroonii, 2874 nucleotides long. NCBI's taxonomy places the organism in Eukaryota, Fungi, Ascomycota, Pichiomycetes, Serinales, Debaryomycetaceae. The record is from the annotation of a GenBank genome assembly.